Messenger RNA from Hevea brasiliensis (rubber tree), 484 nucleotides. RefSeq lists its product as uncharacterized. Lineage: Eukaryota; Viridiplantae; Streptophyta; Magnoliopsida; Malpighiales; Euphorbiaceae. The transcript has 2 exons. Bases 13 to 420 code for a protein of 135 amino acids. The record is from RefSeq and is a predicted model, not a curated record.
UGUGCUAAGAAGAUGAAGAAUAUCUUCAAGGAGAGGAUGGACCCAGAGGGGCACUGUUGGAAAACUAUCACGCCUGAAACAAAAGAGUUUUACUGGGAUGAAUUUCAAAAAUACUUUGAUUGGCAAGAGGUGACUCCACUAGUAAAGGAAGCUUGGAGGCGUAAGGCUGCAGAGCGCUAUAAGGCCCUAAUGUGCAAUGUCAGGAAAGGAAAAUCCAAGGUCAUCGUGCCUAAUAGUACAAUGCAAAAAUGGAAGGAGGCAUGGAGUAGCCCAGAGUUUAAAGCCAAGAGCCAUCAAUUCACUGCUAACCGUUGUAGUGAGAUAGGGGGAGUUGGGGCAGGCAUCUCUAGACACACAGGGGGUUCAGUUUCACAUGCUACUCACGCAGAUAGAAUGGUAAUGAUUUCAUAUUUACUAUAGGAUGGUAAUGAUUUCAUAUUUACUAGUUUUGUUAUUGUCUGUCUACAUAUUAGUAGCAAAUAAU